GCUCCGCAUCAGCCGUCGGGACGCGGAGAAGCAGUCACGGGGCGGGCAGUGCCCGUGGCCAAGCCUCCACCGCCCCUGACUGGGAGAGCUGGCAAAGUCCAGUCCCUGUAGGGGGCGUUAUGUGGACCUCAGCGGGCUCUCGUCCUGUCCUCCUCGCUGCCUGAGCGGAGCAUGGACUCACAGCGAGACACGCAGCCUCCCCAUUCCUGUUAGGAAUCCCAUCCCCUCUGUCUCCGGGACGCGUCUGACGCGGGACUGACGGGAGGGAAACCCAGGGGCUUAGGCUGGCCCCUCAGAUUGAUGGAACCUCCAGGUGUCCUUUGCUACGCUGGGGGCAGGCAGGGACCCGUGCCCGGGCGCCGGGGCUCUUGGGACAGGUUAGCUGGCACAGCUGAGGAAAUGCCUCCUGACUCAGUGGAUGUGCUCGGGUCUUUUCUUACACUUUGGAUUGUGCAACUGCUGACAUUGGUUCUGAAAUGAGAAAGCUUGCUUUGGGCUUCUUUUUUUUUUGCCAGCUGAGGCUUGUAGCCCUGUACAAAAGGUAGCAUGGCCUGAAACAAUGUCUUCAGCUCUCUAUUCGAAUUAACUGAGUGUCUUUAAUAUCUAGGACUCCUCUGCAUUUUGCUUGUGUGCUCAGCCAAUGCGGACAUCAUCCAAUUUCUAUCAGUGAAGAAGUGCCAGCUAAGCCCACAUGACAAUUUUAAGAAAUCACCUCUGUUGAAGGCAGUAGAACACCAGCACAAAGAAUGUGUGGCUAUUCUUCUGGAGUAUGAUGCCAAGCCUGACCUCAAAGGUGCUGGCAGCAACACUGCCCUGCGCCUGGCUGCCAUUGUUCCUGGCAAACCCCUAGCAGAGCUGUUACUCGAGUACAACGCCCAUAUUGACACUCAGAAUGAGUUGGGGUACACUCCACUUGCUGCUGCCAUCACUGAGCACAAGGAAGAGAUGAUCAAGUUCUGUCUUCAAAAAGGAGCUGAUGAGACAGGCAGGAAAGGUGAAGGGUUUGUCAAAAGCAUAUGUGGGAUUCCUUUGCAUUGUUUAAGUUUGAUUAGUGGGAGGCAUAGGAAUGACCUCUGAAAAAGAACCAGGACUUCCCCAGAAGGAGCUCUUUCUGUGUGCCUUGUCAAUGCAAACUCACACUUCGUUGCUCUCUUACCUCAGGAGAUGAUUUCUGCACUGAGGACCGCAAGAAGUUCUUGGCUAUGGUGCCACACACAAAUGCAUGAGUGUGCAUACAUACACAUGUUCCAGAUCAGCCCUGGGCAGGUGGCUGACCUGGAGAAUUCCUGAGGUCCCACUAACCUGGCUUCUUUGACACUUCUAUGUGUUUGGUUGUACUUCUGCUCUGCCUGUAGGACAGGCAGGGGAAUUUAUUGUUUGGGGAGCAAAAACUGAAGUAAUGCCAGUACAGUGUCUGCAGAAGUUUCUUAUCAUCUCUUGGAUGUCUCAGGACCACUCUUAUGGUUGCUGUUGCUGCUGGGAAUGCGAAUGCAAUGUGAGUUCAUCUUCAGCAUGGUGCUUAUCUUCUCAUAAAGACUCCAUGGGCUACACAGCUCUGGAUUUUGCCAAGCAGUUGAAAAAUGCUGACGUGUGAGAGACCUUUCUACUGCUGACAAGUGUAGAAACAAUUUACAUCUGGCACAUGAUCUGAUACAGAACAAGAGAGAGACCCAGGGAAAUACAAGAAAGAGCAAUCGUAACAAAAGAUGCUUGAAAACACAGGAAGAAAAUUAAGGACUUUUCCAGCCAACUCUGAUAGCCUAUAUAUCUCUGGAGGACCUGCAGUGGCAUUGCUAGAGGUACAUAAACCUGGACCAUGUAAUUUUAUUUCAAGACCUUACAUCUUAAAGUGGUUGCCAAUGGACAAAAGGCCUGCUAGAAUGAAGGAUGCACAGUUAGAUCCAGCCAAAUGCAUCAAGACAAGGAAAAGUGUUAUUGGAGGGGUGGAGACAUUUCAUCUGCUCCUGCAGCUUAUUAUAUACUUGACUGAGAUCUCUCUUGCCAAAAUUUAUCAAUGUGAAAAGUACAAAAAAAAAAGAACUCUAAAGGGAAUGAAGUUUAAUAAGACAUAUGGAUCAUGUUACCUUUUGUAAACGGGCAUUAAGCUUGAAGCCACUUCCGUCUGACCUGAUAAACAAAUCCCCUAGAAACAAAUCUACAAGAAGAAAAACUAGUUCCCUAUACUGGCAUUCAGUAAGGAGGCUUUAAAAGAGAAAAUAUUACUGCUAAGCUUAGUAUUGGUUAAUCAAGCACUUGUUGAAAAUUUGAUUUACUUGCAUGUGAAGAGAAAGUGACACAGUGGAAUUUGGUAAAUCUUCACCUCGCUACCUUGGUAAGUUUAAUCAUAGACACUAAUUUUUCUGCAUGUGUGUGGCAUAUAUAUCUGCAUUUUUUAAAAGAAUGUAUUUUCUUUACAAAUCUUUUACUGCUGGGAGAUUCUACUCAAAAAAGUAAAACCUAUAAAGUACUCAUAAAAAAAGGCAUAAGCUUCAACUUAUUUUUAAAAAAAGAAGCUUGGUAAACUGAAAAGCAAAAAAAAAUCCUAUUUUUAAUAUAAGACUUCAAUGAAAAGAUAUCUUUAAUAUUUUCUGUUUCUGUAACAGAACUCUAUUUGCAUGAAUAUCAGGAAGCUCCAUGCCAACCUGCAAGAUUCCGCAGGGGAAGAGGUAAUUAUUAAAAAAUAUAAAAGAAAAAAACCAACCAAAGAAAGAGAUUGCCUGACCAGACAAUGAUCAGUCUUUAUUAUUUCAUUAUGUAGCUUAGAUGUGGUUGUAAGUCACAAAAUAAAAGUCUUGAAAGAUUAGAAAGCAUCAACAGCAAAUCUCACAGCAAUAGUAUGCAACCAUAUUUUUGCUCAGAAGUAGAAAAUAGUGAUAAUGUCUCAUUAUUGUCAUUCAUGAGAGACCUUGAAUGUGAUUUUGUAGUGCUUCCUCAUUUUAAUGAACAUACAUGUUAAUUAGCCUUUAUCUGUUAAAGAGGAAUGAAUAGUUACUAAUAUAUUCAUGGCUAUUCACUACAGUUGUGAAGAAAGCCAUUUCCAUCAUAGCAAUGUGUUUUUUCUUCCUGUAAACAUUUGAAUGGUUGCCUUCUAAUGGCUGAAGAGUUUGUAAAAAACAAUACUUUGAACUAGCAAACUGCAUGAAAUAAUUUGUUUCCGAUCAUUUUAUAAAUCAAUCUGAUGACACUAUAUAAUUAGACAAAAAUCAUAUUCCAUCUGUGAUAUUCAAUAGCUCAAGAAAAAAGUCAACAUAUGUUUAAAACAAUUCUGAUAAAUAAAAGUGCUGAGAGAAGGCAGCAAUCAUGAACAGGUUUAAUAUUCCUCUUAGAAAGCAAAGAAGAUGAAUUAAAGAAGAGGUUGAAUUAAUAAUUUUCAUUUAUGUCUUGAAAUGUCAGUCCAGUUUUGUAGAGACUAGUCAUCAAAAUACCUUAAUACAGAGCUCCAUGAAUCACAGAACCUAAGGUUAUUUACUGAUCGAUCAGCAGAUAAGUUGUUUUGGCAAACUGUCGUCUUCAUUAUUUGAUUACAAUAUAUGUUUACUAUAAAAUAUUUUCCUGUUGAAAAGAAAAGCAAGAGUGAUUAGACUCACCUUACAUAACUGUUAAGUUCUAUUUGCUUAAGCAUGCAGCAAGUAAUUAGUAUUUGUAUAUAAACCAUUUUGCAGCCAGUAGGAGUCUUGAGAGUUAGUGACUUCAUUUUUAUGCCAUGUACAGCAGUAUUAGAGUCUCGCUAAUCGAUGUGGGAGGGGCAACAGGAAAUUAGGUGGCAGCAGCGCCAGAUGACCAGAGUUCCUCAUUACAAAGUUAGUCUUUAUCAACUAAUUAGUUCUGUUGACUGAUCCUGACACUGCUUGCACAAAGUCAGUGACUGUUUAAAAAGGUUGCUGAAAUAGGUUCCUGAAGCUGUUGAAACCUGCAUUUAAGCAAGAUUCAAAGCACAGGCAAUUGUUUCUGUACUAGUGCAUAUAUCUACAUUAUUUUGUUUAGAUUUUUUUCCACUUGCAUAUCCUCCCAUAUAAAAAUCCAUACAGCAAGUUUCUAAGAACCAUUUCCAAUCAUCUCUUGUCAAUGCACAAAGCUAUAAAUCUUUAUGCUGCAAAUAAAGAAUGCAACAACCAAGCUCUGAUUAUUCUCCGGACCUGGUUGAAGAAACCUGCAUCAGCACGGAACUUCUAAACAGGGAAGCUGUACUUCAUAAAGAAAAUGUUUCUUUGUCUGGAAGCAGCCACCCAGAAGAUGUGUUCAGUCCCUGCGAAACACAGGCAGUCUCAGUUUGUAUGGACACCAAUAUGCCUCCAGAUGGCUACAUUCGCAGACGAGUUUAUACAGAGUCUUCACGUCUGAAGGUCCCCACAGAGGAGUGCAUUGGGAACUACCAAGCACCUUUCCAGUUUGACCGGCAUGCUUUGGCCAGAAUUUCUACUUCCCCAACUUUAAGGCGCCUAAGGAUGUCCUCUGCCUCACAAGCACUAUCAUUUCAGGACAGCUCUGACACAGCUCAGCUGGGGAAUCAAAAGGAAUACACCGGCUCUCUCCACCACAUUUGUAAGAGUCCACCUCGGUGCACUACAGCUUCCUCAUUGUCACUGCCUUCUUGUGUCCAUGCAAAAUUACUGUCUUGCAAAGCCAAGUCUGAGACAACUAUAGCAGAUCCAGAGUCUUCCAGCUCCAGAUCAAAGUUGCCAAGCCAAAAAGAUCCUCUCAGCAAUGGUAGUCCCAAUGAGACACUCAAAAACUCUUGGAGACCCAACUCUGCUACGCUGCCUAGGAGUUUUCCCUACCCCAGCCCUACGCUACAGGAAGGUGUCCAGAGUGGAUUGCCUAUGCAAAGAUCAGCCGAGCGCAGGCGUAGCUCCGUGGUAGUGAGCUUGCCAGGACUCGAGGUGUUCCCUGGAGACCUCCUGGUGUCAGACAGUGCCAUGGACUACCUGCCCCAUGCAGCCCUGCUGCUAAGCGCAGUAGAGUCCAAGAAGUCAAGAUGGCCAUUUGCCAAAAAAGGAGUUGGUAAAGACAAACAGAAGCAAGCAUCUGAUCUGGAAAACUGUCUUUCAACCAUUAAGAUCAUAGACUGCAGCACAUAUGAUUUUUUCUGCUUUAAGAGUAAAUCUUGGCAUGAAUUUAUAAAGGCACAACAGACUGACCAGAAAGACGUCAACAGCCGGUUAGAAGUGAAAAAAGAAGCAGCGGUGUGGGAGCUUUUCACAAGUGAAUGCACUUACUUUCUGGAUCAUUUGCUGGUUCUCAAGAUGGUAUUUAUGAACACUCUAAAAUACCUCCAAAGUAAUGAAUUACUCUUGGAUGUGGAUUUGUGGAGGCUUUUUGCAAACCUAGAAGAGUUAAACAAGAUAAGUCUCAGCUUUGUGAAAAAUUUUUUUGAGUUUGUGAAGAAGCAUGUCAGCAAAUCAGACUCUCCUAUGGAUUUCAGCUCUAUACUCAGAAAGUUUUUUCAGGGUGAUCUCUGCCAGACGCACCAGAUUUAUUGCCUUAAUUAUGCGUCAGCUGUCUUCUACUUGGAAAACCUGAGACAGAGAGAAGAUUUUGGCAUCUACCUGAAACAGUGGUGUGAACAAAAUGAACAGUGUAAGAGGCUGCAUCUGCCAGAGCUGCUGGUCGCUCCUUUGCAACGACUGACGCGCUAUCCUCUCCUCCUUAACAACAUCUGGAAGAGGAGCGUUGAUGAAGCAGAGAAAAGCUUUAUCUGGUCUCUUAAAGAGAAGGUGGAAAAGUCCAUAUGGGAUCUAGAAGGUAAAGUCAAAUGGUUGGACAACUUUCAAAAGCUGAGGCAGUUGCAAGAGAUCAUAAUGUGGCCUCAAGUCUGGGAUCGCGACAAGAGAUUUUUUGUUCCAGAGUGUUUGAAGCAAAGCUUAAGAGAAAACAGCAGUGAAAACAUUUUGUCUUCAGCGAACAGACUUCUCCUUCAUGAAGGGAGGCUAACGCUAGCAGAAAGCACAAGACUGCUUGAAGUCUACCUCUUCUUAUUUGAUGAUUUUCUAUUAAUUACCAAAAUUAAACAUAACAAAAAGAAACACGGGGGCUCAGAUACCAACUUAAUCCCAGUCUGUCCUUCGCUCACUCCUGAGCUGCAGUCAUUCAUAAGAGAGGGUGGGAUUUGCACGGUCCUAGACCAGCCCAUCCCACUAGACAGACUGAUACUGAAAAACACUGACCCCGUUCACAUUACAGUCUUCAGCCUGCGAAAUGCUUUCCUAUUACAGCAUGAAAACAGGUAUCGCCAGUGCAUAGCAGUCUUCUUGCUACAAGCUCAGACAGAGACCAGCAAGAAAACGUGGAUGUCACAGAUAGAAAUGGCAAUCUCCAAUUACACCACACAACAUGAAACCAAGCAAAGCACAACUUUCUGCUUCCCAGCUGAAUCCUCUGAAAUUUAAUAAUGUCAGCACAGCACCAACAGAUUCAGUGGAAGACUACUGUGCUGAAAACACACUUAUUUCUCCCAGCAUGCCUUAAGUUUCUGAAGCUAACAGAUUUGACUUGACUAGACAGAGGUGAUGAGUUUUGACCACAGGAUGUUGGAAUAAACUGCAAGGGGAAAAUGAGCCAUGCAACAAACAGUUCGCUCUUAGAUACAUUUUUGUUGCAGCUAGAGGAAGGCUCUUUCCAUCCAGGGAAGUUUUAAUAAAGCUUGUCUUUUUCUAGAGAGCAGGAUGGGGAAAACCUACAUUGGUGAGGAGAAGUUAUUCCAGAAAAGUUUAGAAAGUUUAUUCCAAGAUCAAGCAAACUGUAUUAAUAAAUUUCACAAAAUUGAAAUUGUGUAGCCAUAGCUCCCUAUAGUUACCUCUACCUAUUAAAGAUGUUGAGGCUUUGGAAUGUCUCCACAGAAGAGCAACAAAGCUGGUGAAGGGGCUGGAGAACAAGUCUUAUGAGGAGCGGCUGAGGGAGCUGGGGUUGUUUAGCCUGGAGAAGAGGAGGCUGAGGGGAGACCUUAUUACUCUCUACAACUACCUGAAAGGAGGUUGCGGAGAGGAGGGACCUGGCUUCUUCUCCCAAGUGACAGGGGACAAGGGGGAAUGGCCUCAAGCUGCAUCAGGGGAGGUUCAGGCUGGACAUCAGAAAAAAAUUUUUUCACAGAAAGGUUCACCGGGCACUGGCAGAGGCUGCCCAGGGAGGGGGUUGAGUCCCCAUCCCUGGAGGUAUUUGAAAGACAGGUAGAUGAGGUGCUUAGGGGCAUUGUUUAGUGGUUGAUAGGAAUGGUUGGACACGACGAUCCAAGAGGUCUUUUCCAACCUAGUGAUUCUAUGAUUCUAUGUUUUCUGAAUUAACAUUGAGCUUGUGGAGGCAGAUCGGUAAAAGCACGUAUUGUGUUGACUCCCCACUAAUUUUUAAAGAGAGUUUAUUUAAUUUACUUUGAAAAAGUUCGUAAGUAUAUAUAACAUUCUGUUAAACUAGAGAUGGUACAGAAUAUGUAAACAGAACAAAAACGCAAUGAUGCCCUGUUUUAUUGGGAUUUUUUUUUAAUCUGAGGUCUUUCACUACUUGAUUAACAGCAGAUAUGUUAUUAUGCCUUGCUUACGCUCAUUGCAGCCUUUAGAGUUCAAAUUGCUUCACAAACUUGAGUGUUCCUUUUACAUUAAACCAUUUGAUACUUAACUGCUAUCCCAGAUCUGUGGUUCACAUAGCACGCGUGCCCCUGUUAAUCACUUCUUUCCCUCCCUUUUUUUUGAGUUACUGGAAGAUACCCACAUCACAGCCUGAAACCGCUUUCUACAACAUUCAUUCAGGCUGCUACCUUGGAAGGAGGCUGGUCUCACCAGGUUAGCUGAGCCCUUGAGAUUAGCCAUAGUCAAAGGAGAAAGGGAGACUUCCCUAAAGCCACUCUUAAGUGGCUCUGUCAAUUCUCUCACUUUCUGUGCCCAAUCAACUAGUCUCCCACAGCAGAGGUUAGUUGGACCUUAGAAUAGCCCCUCAGUGUCAGAAAUUACUUCAGGGGGCAUCAAACGCAGAUGAGUACUGAAGAAAUAGUAGAAGCACCAUUCCAGCUGUUUGUAUCAUUCAUGGGGAAAUCAGCAUUCACUUUACAUUCACCUCUACUCCACAGUGGAAUUACUCAUGAGUUCAGGUGUUGCCCCUAACCCAGCUCCUUCCAGCUCCACCCGUUAGGAUGUGACAGUACAUUUUAUCCACUUGAGCUGGUUUACCUGUACAUAUGAACUACGAUCUGGAAGCUGUAUGUCUGUACUUACCUGGUUCAGCACCUUCCAGAUGCAGCCUAGGCCCCUGCAGUACACACUCCUGCUCUUCAGCCUGUGCCUGUGAUGGACAAGCUUUUGUCACAGCUUCCUAGGAAAAAAAACAGGCUCUGUGCCAAAUGGUUUAUGAGUAAGGCAGGAGAGCAGAAUAGAGUGGAGACAGUAGAUCUGCUCCAGGACACCAUGCAAGCUGCAAACACAUAGCCACAACUUGGCUUACACAGCUGCACUGAAUGUCCCUGUGAUCCCAGAAUCUGCUGCACACUGUGUCAGACACUCCCCUGUCCACCUGUCCUUCUGCAAUGGUACAUUCAUGUUCAGUACUAUACAAUACCUUUGUCCAAUUCCUGGAGCUCAACAUAUCUGUUGGGGAGGGAAGCGGGAGGUGAAGCCCUAAGGAGUUUAGAAUAAUGCCAGGCAGCCCUUCCCUAAAGCUCUGUAGUGCAAAUGAAAAAAUAGAAAGCUAAAACUUCAGUCCUGAAACCUAGGGUACAUGAAACCGUAGAAUAACAAGAUGUCAGGAAUCCCUCACAUCCACAAAUCUCAACAGGACAGAGGAUACCAGGAACCCUAGAGAAACUCCAGGCAUUCCCUCAUGUAAGCUGCAGAACUCCGCCUGAACCCCACUUCACUAGUUAAGAGGAACCUGUAUUUAUAGAAUCAUAGAAUAGUUAGGGUUGGAAGGGACCUUAAAGAUCAUCUAGUUCCAACCCUCUGCUAUGGGCAGGGACAUCCCACUAGACAAGGCUGCCCAAGGCCACAUCUUCCCCGGGCAACCUGUGCCAGUGGCUCACUGCUCUCAUGGUGAAGAAAUUCUUCCUUAUAUCAGGCCUAAAUCUGCCCCUCUCCAGUUAGUACCUGUUCCCCCUUGUCCUAUCACCGCAAGCCUUUAUGAACAGUCCCUCCCCAGCUUUCUUGUAGCCCCCUUUCAGGUAGUGGAAGGUCGCCAUAAGAUCUCCUCGGAGCCUUCUCUUCUUCAGGCUGAGCAACCCCAACUCUCUCAGCCUGUCCUCGUAUGGAAGGUGCUCCAUCCCUCUGAUCAUCCUUGUAGCCCUCCUCCUCUGGACCCAUUCCAACAGCUCCACAUCCUUCUUACGUUGAGGAUUCCAUACCUGGACACAGUACUCCAGGUGAGGUCUCACAAGAGAGGAACAGAGGGGCAGAAUCACUUCCCUCGACCUGCUAGCUACACUUCUUUUGAUGCAGCCCAGGAUACAGUUGGCCUUCUGGGCUGCAAGCGCACAUUGCCAGCUCAUGUUGAGCUUCUCAUCAAUGAGGACCCCCAGGUCAUUCUCCGCAGGGCUGCUCUCAAUCACGUCAUCCCCCAUCUUGUAUUGAAACCAAGGAUUGCCCUGACCCAGGUGUCGGACCUUGCGCUUGGCCUUGUUGAACCUCAUGACAUUCACACAGGCCCACUUUUCCUGUCCAGGUCCCUCUGGACGACAUCCCAUCCUUCCACUGUGGCAACUGCACCACUCACUUUGGUGUAUUUUUUCUGCCACAAUCCUAAAAAUCCUUCUAAUCUGUAAUACUGCGUCAGAUGCAUGAGAAACAGGUGA
Cuculus canorus (common cuckoo) is the source of this 9763-nucleotide messenger RNA. RefSeq names its product pleckstrin homology domain-containing family G member 7. Gene Ontology annotation, biological process: Rho protein signal transduction. The transcript has 20 exons. The record is from RefSeq and is a predicted model, not a curated record. Gene Ontology annotation, molecular function: guanyl-nucleotide exchange factor activity. NCBI's taxonomy places the organism in Eukaryota, Metazoa, Chordata, Aves, Cuculiformes, Cuculidae. Bases 4104 to 6386 code for a protein of 760 amino acids.